GACGAUUUUGCCGCUGCUGUGAAGGUGGGUUCCCCUAUAAUCACCUGAGGGUGAUGAAAGACAUGCCUUUCGCUUCCAACUCCUGAACCCCACCACCAAGCUCCGGUUGAAACUACGUUUGAAAGCCCUCUGAAACCCAUCAACAGCAUCCGAUAGAUACUACAAGAUCUGCUUCUCUCCAUCUUCAUACCAAUACAUGGAUUCAGACAUGGGGGCUGGGAAUGUGGAAGCUUCUGCUGAAACGGGGUCAGUUGCAUUUGAAGAAGAUUCUGUGGUAGAACCAUGUGUCGGUAUGGAGUUUGAUUCUGAAGAUGCUGCUAAAGAAUUCUAUGAUGAAUAUGCAAGACGUGUAGGAUUUAUAAUGCGCAUUGAUCAGUGCCGUCGUUCAGAGGUUGACAAGAGAAUUCUUUCUCGUAGACUUUCAUGUAAUAAGCAGGGGUUUUAUGUUAAAAUUAGAGACCAGUAUGGCCCAGUUAGAAAACCACGACCCAGCACACGUCAAGGGUGCAAAGCAAUGAUGCUGGUAAAGCUAAAUAAGUCUGGGAAAUGGGUUGUAACAAGAUUUGUAAAGGACCAUACCCAUCCACUCGUUGUUUCUAGCCGUCCUUCUCGUAGUUCUAUGGAUAGCAAAGACCGGAGGAUUCAAGAACUGACCAUGGAGGUGGAGCAUCAGGACCAACUAUGUGAACUGUAUCGAGGGCAGCUAAUAACGUUUCUGAAAAACGUCGAGGAGCAAACUGAGGUGCUCUCGACCAAAAUUGAAGUUGCAGUAAACAGCGUGAGAAAAGUUGAGAGCGAAGGUCAGAAGCAUUCUCGUCAUCGAUAGCGCCAGUAGUCAAGAGUCAGAACUGAUGUACAAUAUUGUGACAAUUUGUAUGUAGAAACCGAUCAUUUUCGAUUUUGUUAUACUCCUAGUUAUGCCAACUGAUAUGUAUUUGGAGGACUUCUCCGAUUGUAGAAAGAUUAUCCCGUGCCAUGACUCAUGAUGUUAGAACUGUUAGACGUGUUUUCCAGAAUUUGGAUUUAUAGGCAUUUAAAUUGGUGACAAACUAAUGGGUUGUAAUCUGAUAUGGAUGUGUCACCAGACUGCUCGGUUGAGCUGAUCAGACCGUCUCGACUUUUACCCGGUUUAGUUUA
Messenger RNA from Vitis riparia (riverbank grape), 1137 nucleotides. RefSeq names its product protein FAR1-RELATED SEQUENCE 5-like. The transcript is spliced from 3 exons. The record is from RefSeq and is a predicted model, not a curated record. The coding region runs from base 197 to 826 and encodes 209 amino acids. NCBI's taxonomy places the organism in Eukaryota, Viridiplantae, Streptophyta, Magnoliopsida, Vitales, Vitaceae.